AUGACGAUUCACGCAUUACCCGUCGUUGAGGGAGAUGAAGUUGAAUCUCGCCAUCUUGUGAAGCGUUGUAGUUUUUUCAACACUUUGCUCGGUGGCUGUCCUAGGUCCGGCGAUAUUUGUGCGUCUGACCAAGAUUGCGGUAGCGAGUUGUCAUGUGAACCAGCGG
Molecule: messenger RNA, 166 nt
Organism: Funneliformis geosporum
Lineage: Eukaryota; Fungi; Glomeromycota; Glomeromycetes; Glomerales; Glomeraceae
Source: the annotation of a GenBank genome assembly